AGAUACUCAGAGUUUCAGCCAUGGCAAAUCAUUUCAACUCCCGGAUGCAGCGAAGUUUUCAACAAUCACCUUGACUACAAACAUCUCCACCAUCUGGCGUUUGUGAAAGCUUUUCGUGAGAUCUGUGUUGAUAAUCUCGAUCUAUAUUGUUCAACACGUUCAUUUAGAUUUGAGCUCAUUCUUAACUUCCCAUCAGAGGAUUCGCAUUAAGGGUGGAUAACAGCUGAAGAAGUUUCACUCACAGAUUCGGGAAGGAGAGAGAGGUUUUAACAAAGAGAAGAACGAGCGAAAAAGGAAUUCUCCUCGCCGACAUGGCUGUAAAGCUAUGGCCGUUUUUGACAAUAGGCCUGAUUAUGGUGACAUUUGAAUCAGCCGCUGGCGCAACUGUGUUUUCCCUUCCCAAAAAAGACAAAGACUGCCAGCCCGUCAAACGGGAUUUACUCAGACAGCGGCUCGGCACCGCUUACAAUGACCGAUACAUGGCUAUGGACUCCACGGAUCUUCAAAACCACUUACCACCACAAAAUCAAUAUCACGUGACCAAACGUAACAUUACCAAAAGAUCCAAUUCACUCACCGUGGAGGAGAUAACCGACCCAGCCCCCUGGACGUGCCAGACGAGUAAAGUUUGGAAAAACUUGGGCCCAAAAUAUUUCCCUCGUCACGUGAGGUCAGUCACGUGUUCAACUGAUAAGUGUUGGUUCGAUCACUUCAGAUGUCGGCCGAAGUAUUACACAAUCAAAGUACUGAAGAAGAAGGAAGGCCAGUGUUUACGGGUGAUCUCCAGCACAGGGACACCAAGAUUCGAGGACUUUUGGGAGUUGCAUGACUAUAGAAUUACUGUGGGCUGCGAGUGUGGACAUUGAUGAUAACGUUCUGUUGUAGAUAAUUAAUAAACUAAUCCUGUUUGUCAAAAGAUAAAUUAUUAAACGUUUUAUCGA
This is a messenger RNA of Pocillopora verrucosa, 941 nucleotides long. RefSeq names its product protein trunk. Gene Ontology annotation, molecular function: signaling receptor binding. The record is from RefSeq and is a predicted model, not a curated record. NCBI's taxonomy places the organism in Eukaryota, Metazoa, Cnidaria, Anthozoa, Scleractinia, Pocilloporidae.